Apodemus sylvaticus (European woodmouse) is the source of this 2140-nucleotide messenger RNA. It is a transcript of the gene Nicn1, whose product is annotated as nicolin 1, tubulin polyglutamylase complex subunit. Lineage: Eukaryota; Metazoa; Chordata; Mammalia; Rodentia; Muridae. The transcript has 6 exons. Gene Ontology annotation, cellular component: nucleoplasm. Bases 124 to 765 code for a protein of 213 amino acids. The record is from RefSeq and is a predicted model, not a curated record.
UGUUACAAGCGUUAUGCCGCCUGGGAGUUGUAGUUCUUCUGGUUGAUAGGCGACGCCAAUAAGGGCUAGUGGUUGGAUGGAGACUGUUAGCGGUGAUUUUGCUUGAUUGUAGCCUCCCAAAUCAUGUCUCGUGUGUUGGUUCCCUGUCAUGUGAAAAGCACUGUAGCCCUGCAAGUGGGCGACAUGAGGACCUCCCAAGGUCGGCCUGGCGUGUUGGUCGUCGAUGUCACUUUUCCCAACAUCGCGCCUUUCGAGUUGCAGGAGAUCACGUUUAAGAAUUACUACACAGCUUUUCUGAGCAUCCGUGUUCGUCAGCAAACCUCAAUGCACACACCAGCCAAGUGGGUAACCUGCCUGCGGGAUUACUGUCUGAUGCCUGACCCACACAGCGAGGAGGGAGCCCAGGAGUAUGUAUCCCUGUUCAAGCACCAGAUGCUGUGUGACAUGACCAGAGUGCUGGAGCUGCGUCUGAUUCUGCGGCAGCCAUCACCACUGUGGCUGUCUUUCACAGUGGAGGAACUGCAGAUAUACCAGCAGGGACCAAAGAGCCCCUCCUUGGCAUUCCCCAAGUGGCUUUCCCAUCCAGUGUCCAGUGAGCAGCCUGCUCCCCGCCUUGAGGGCCUCCCGGACCCCAGCAGAGUGUCCUCUGAGGUGCAGCAGAUGUGGGCAUUGACAGAGAUGAUCCGGGCUAGCCACACUUCCACGAGGAUCGGCCGCUUUGAUGUGGAUGGCUGUUAUGAUCUGAAUUUACUCUCCUACACGUGAGCAGCAGCUUCUGCCGGAGACUUUGGCCAUCUGUGCCCAUCUAGGUGGGGUUUGGCCACCAGAGGCCGAAGCAUGUUCCCUGUCCAUCUAAGUUCUAUCUGGGAAAAAUCUACAGAUUGGGAAUUCUUGACACCUAUCCAGUUCUAGCAUGAAUUUCCAGUGGGGGCACUUUAUGUCUCUGACUGUCUGACAUGUAAAUUUAGUCUCUUCCUCUCAGAAUUCACCUGUUCUAAUUAGAAUCCCUGAGCUCCCCUUGCUUGCCCUGCCAAUGUGCACACCCCAGUUGGCUACCAUUCCCCCCACCCCCCUUGCUGAGAUAAACCUGUCACAAGCCUAGAGAGAGAGAGGAAGCCCCUGCUGUUUUGAUACUCUGGACCUAAGAAGCUUGGGGAAGACACACCCUCUAUUCAUUCCUCUGCUUCUGCUAGUAGCCUUUGUCCUUUUGUAUUAUAUCCUGGAAAAGAAAAAUGUCCUAGAGCCAGGUGUGGCACACACCUUUCAUCUUAGCAUUCUGUGAGUUCAAGACUAGCCUGGUCUACACACUGAAUCCCAGGCCAAUUAGGGCCACAUAGUGAGACUCCAUAUUAAGAAAGGAAGAAGAAAAGAAAAGAAAAGAAAAGAAAAAGAAAAAAAUAGCCCCCUUGAAAUUGUGUGCUACUAGCCUAGGAGGUGAAGCUGAGACUUCUGGGAGCUUGAGUUCUUAAGUCCAUAGGCUGGCUCCUGCAAAGUGCUCUAUCAGUUCUGGGCAAGUGCUGUUGGCACAGCUGGGGCCGGCCUAUUUGUCAUCAGACUCAGCAAGAAGCACAUCACGAUCCCUGUCCCUUCUCUCAGUUGCUUCUGCCUGUCAUGCUCAGGGUGAUGAGAGAGCACCCUGGGGGAGUGUGCCCAAGCCAAUACGCACUGAUACUCACUGAGGCUGAGGCCCUCCUCCAUUACCCCAGAGCAACCACUCGAUGAAGAAGACUACUGCUCUUUCCUGUGAUCAAAUUCUGUUUCCCUCUAGUUCUUCCUGGCUUUGUCCCUGGGAACUAUGAUUAAGCCGUGCUGCAAGGUAUCUCAGAACUGGGAAACUGGACAUAAGUAUGUGCAACAGUGUUCUGGGAAAGUCUGGCAACCUUUGGUAGCUACUCUGCAUUCCUGCAGUCAGCCCUCUUGAAGGUCCUGUCUUCGCCUACAGGAUCAUGGUUUAAGCCCCUCUCCAUUUUUGGCUGAAAGGAUGAUCAUCGCCGGCCUGUGUCCAGGGAUCAAUGGUCCUCAGUACGCGAGUAAAAAGGAUCCUGAGGUGGCAGGAACUCUGCAUAAUCACAGCUGUGUUCCUAAGUUCCCAGAACUGGAGCUAGUGUGCAGCAAGAUCAAUAAAUGCUUGUGGAAUACA